This is a messenger RNA of Penicillium pulvis, 1815 nucleotides long. Its product is annotated as ferric reductase family protein. Gene Ontology annotation, molecular function: ferric-chelate reductase activity. Gene Ontology annotation, biological process: intracellular iron ion homeostasis; iron ion transport; copper ion import. Gene Ontology annotation, cellular component: plasma membrane. The record is from RefSeq and is a predicted model, not a curated record. NCBI's taxonomy places the organism in Eukaryota, Fungi, Ascomycota, Eurotiomycetes, Eurotiales, Aspergillaceae. Bases 1 to 1815 code for a protein of 604 amino acids. The transcript has 5 exons.
AUGGGUGUUGAACUCGCAGGAAAUGGCCCUGGAGAGCCGCCAAUGAACCCAGAGAUUGCGGUUCCUCUGUUCGUCGUGGGUGGGUUCCUCGCCAUGAUAUUUAUAUAUCGGUCUAUCAUUCGGGUGAGAGAUCGUCGACGAAAGAAUAUGGCCUUACAAGGUGACGAUCAGACGCAGCUCUCCAUGACAAAUGGGUCCAUUGCCAGCUUGAAGAAGCAUCUGCUGUAUGCACCGCUUUGGGGCUCGCGACAUAGCCGGGAAUUUCGGUUCCUUCGACUUCAUAUGGGAUCAAUUCCACUGCGGCUGGAAGUGAUCCUCUUGUUGAUUUACCUUUCCCUUAACAUCAUCUUUGUCUUUGUGACUGUGGAUUGGUGGGAGACGUACCCCAAGAAAAUGUUUCAGUUGAAGUACGCUGCAGGUCACUUGGCUGUGAUGAAUACCCCUGGUUUGGUUCUCAGUGCUGGUCGGAAUAACCCUCUGGUAAUGAUGUUGGGUCUUUCGUUUGAUACGUUCAACUUCAUGCACCGAUGGGUUGGAAGAGUUAUUGCGGCGAAUGCUGUCAUACAUAUGAGUGCUGUUCUCGCGAAUCAAGCCUAUAUGCAUGGCACGGAUUACAUUCUAUACACAAUUUGGCAAAUGCCGUUCUAUAUUUACGGCCUUGUGGCAAUCCUGGGCUUCGUCUUCAUUUUCAUACAAUCAUUGUCGCCGCUCCGACACUCCUUCUACGAACUGUUCCUGCACCUACACAUAGCCUUGGCUGUCAUGUCUUUUGUUGCCCUUUGGUACCACCUCAAGAACCUGCUUCAGCAGCGAGUGCUAUUUGGAACCCUCGUUCUUUGGGGUCUAGACCGCGUCAGCCGAGUUCUCAUUCUACUCUGGCGAAACUGUGCCAAGCGUCGCACAACUGCCACUGUCGAAGCUUUACCAGGCUCGGUCGCAAAGGUUGAGGUGGAAGUUGCUCGUGCCUGGAAAUUCCGACCGGGUCAGUACAUGUAUCUCUACAUGCCGUGUCUGGGACUGUGGACAUCACAUCCAUUCACCGUUGCAUGGGCAUCGACUGGCGAUUCAAGUUUGAGUCACAAUGAGAAGCGCAGCUCAAGUGAUUCGCUCGCUGCACUUCUCGGUGGCUCUGAGACUACUACCAUGUCUGUCCUUAUCAAGGGACAGGAUGGAUUUACGAAAAAGCUUCUACAGAAGGCAGAGGAUUCUCCCGAGGGAAGAAUUCAGGCUAUGGCAUUAGCAGAAGGGCCAUUCGGUGGUCUCCACUCAUUAAAAUCAUACGGGACCCUCCUGUUGAUCGCUGGCGGUAUUGGAAUCACACAUCCAAUGUCCUACCUCCAUGAGGUAGUCACAAACUUCACAUCCCGGACUUCCGCAACGCGGAAAGUCCACUUAGUCUGGAUGAUCCGAAGUCUAGAUCAUCUAUCCUGGAUCCAAACAUGGAUGCUCGAUGUUCUAAGCCAUGACGCGCUAAACACGUCAAUUAACCAGAAGGGCGAUACCUACUUUCAAUUCCCAGGUCUAAUGCUCUCCAUUCGCGUUCAUGUUACAGGCCACAAGGAAGACAUUGAAGAGUACAUUCCUGUACCUGAGACACCUUGGACAGAUGCUGCUCCUGCUAAUGUGCCAGUAAGUGUGGAAUAUGGCAAGCCGUGCUUCAACACUCUACUGGAGAAUGAGAAAGCGGAGCAGGUCGGUGCGUUGGCGGUUAGCGUUUGUGGCCCUGGUGGCCUCGGUGAUAGUGUCCGUGAGGCUGUUCGCCGUGUACAAGGCGAGAAGACGGUUGAUCUCUUUGAGGAGUCAUUCUCUUGGUGA